AUGCUUGAUGAGAGCGCAACAACUGUUGACCCUAAGGGUCUGGCGCUUCUUUUGAUUGGCGUGUCUAUCUUCUUUCUCAUUCCGACUGCUAUUGUUGUUAUUUUACGUUGUUUCGUUCGAUGGAAAUAUUCCAUGUUUGGGCGCGAUGAUGGGCUUAUGCUAUUCGGCUGGUUACUACAUGUCGCUUUUACUGCAGUCGGGAUCCAUGCUAUUUAUACUGGCGUGGGUACAAAGGACAUCGAUCUUAAUGACUUUUUACAAGUUGAGGGACGAAAGUGGAUGUGGAUCGGCGAAAUGCUCUACAAUUUUUCAUUAAUUCCUCUCAAGUGCUCCAUCUGUGUCACCCUGCUACGCAUCGCCGUAACGAAAGUCCACCGUACCAUCGCUUGGAUCAUUCUCAUCUUUACCCUAGUCACAACGAUAUUCAACUUCAUUGCCGUCGCAAUUGCAUGCAAGCAUGCUAGCAACAACUGGGAUAAUCGCGGACAAUGUUCACUACCCCUGUUGAUGAGUACAGCAUACAUUGGAUCUGUCACCGCUGUUAUAUCUGAUUGGGCCUGUGCUAUUUUGCCUGGUUUUAUGCUAUACAAGUCCAACAUGAGAAAGGCCACCAAGAUUUCUGUUACUAUCAUUCUUGGGUUGGCUGCCUUGGCAUCAAUCUGUACCAUCAUUCGACUCCCGUACUUGAAAGGCUUCUCCCAACCUCACAACUACUUGUAUAAUAUGGGACAUAUCAUCCUCUGGUCCACUAUUGAAUCAGGGAUUGGAAUAGUCGCCGGCUCAUUACCUGCCCUUCGCAAGCUUGCCAGCUCGCGCUUCCAUUUCAGUUCAUCCACAGACAGUUCCCCAGCUUAUCCCACGUCUUUUUCUGGUAUUAAUCGUGCAGUCAUCACAACCCAGGCAAUGCCAGCACGGCGGAGUUAUAGGGGUGAAGUUGGCGACAACUGGGAGCAACUUGAUGAUAUUGAGGGCUCAAGUCAAAAGAUUCAUGUCAAGGUCGCCUUUGAAAUGCAUACCAUCGAGAGACCGGAAGGCUCACAGGUGUCGCAUGGAUCUCGUGAAGAUCUAGUUCACCCAUGA
Molecule: messenger RNA, 1080 nt
Organism: Fusarium poae
Lineage: Eukaryota; Fungi; Ascomycota; Sordariomycetes; Hypocreales; Nectriaceae
Exons: 5
Coding region: 1-1080 (359 amino acids)
Source: RefSeq, a predicted model, not a curated record